Messenger RNA from Cydia strobilella, 600 nucleotides. Its product is annotated as cytochrome b5-like. Lineage: Eukaryota; Metazoa; Arthropoda; Insecta; Lepidoptera; Tortricidae. Gene Ontology annotation, molecular function: heme binding. The transcript has a single exon. Bases 16 to 498 code for a protein of 160 amino acids. The record is from RefSeq and is a predicted model, not a curated record. Gene Ontology annotation, cellular component: intracellular membrane-bounded organelle; membrane.
ACGCAACUAAUUGAUAUGAUAUAUCAUUCGUGUUUGUCCACGGCGCCCGCGCUCGCCAGUCUUGCCUUGCGCGCCGAGUCAGAAACUCGCACCAUGUCCGAAACGAAACGCUUCACGCGCGCCGAGAUUUCCUCAUACAACAAAAAAGACAACAACGUUUUCAUCGUCCGCAACCACGUUUACGAUGUCAAAGCGUUCCUCGACGAACAUCCCGGCGGUCAUGAGGUCCUAGUCAGAGUUGUUGGUAAAGACGCCACGGAGGAUUUCGACGAUAUUGGACACAGUUUAGACGCUAAGGAGUUAAUGAAGAAAUACAGGGUUGGUGAGCUGGUCGACGAGGAAAAAACGCCAGAGAAAAACCAACCGAAACACAGUAGUAAAAGUAAUGUCACUGGCGUCACUGCAGUUAAAGAAGAACAAGGUUUUCUGGCCACUUGGAAGCUGCCUAUAUUCCUUGGGAUCAUAGCGACAGUAGUUUGGCAAUUCUUUUUCAAUUAGUGAAGUGUCUUUUGUAUUUUAAUAAAUUUAUAUUUUUAAACCAAUCGUUUUGGACGUUACUGCAGUAGAUAGCGAGCUAAUUAGUUAUCUAAUCUGCUUCGA